Neomonachus schauinslandi (Hawaiian monk seal) is the source of this 648-nucleotide messenger RNA. Its product is annotated as prothrombin-like. NCBI's taxonomy places the organism in Eukaryota, Metazoa, Chordata, Mammalia, Carnivora, Phocidae. The transcript has a single exon. Gene Ontology annotation, biological process: proteolysis. Gene Ontology annotation, molecular function: serine-type endopeptidase activity. The coding region runs from base 1 to 351 and encodes 116 amino acids. The record is from RefSeq and is a predicted model, not a curated record.
AUGCUGGAAAAGAUCUACAUCCAACCCAGGUACAACUGGAGGGAGAACUUGGACCGUAACAUAGCCUUGCUGAGGCUCAAGAAGCCCAUCACCUUCAGCAACUACAUCUACCCCGUGUGCCUGCCUGAUGAGGAAAUAGCAAUCAGACUGCUCCACGCCAGAUACAAAGGGUGGGUGACUGGCUGGGGCAACCUGAAGGAGAUGUGGAUGUCCAACGUUGCCAAGGUACAGCCCAACGUCCUGCAGGUGGUGAACCUGCCCAUUGUGGAGCGGCCAGUGUGCAAAGCCUCCACUCGGAUCCGCAUCACCGACAUGUUUUGUGCUGGCUUCAAGCCCAGUGAAAGGAAAUGAGGAGAUGCCUGUGAAGGUGACAGUGGGGGGCCCUUUGUCAUGAAGAGCCCCUUUAACAACCGCUGAUAUCAAAUGGGCAUCGUGUCAUGGGGUGAAGGCUAUGACAGGGAUGGAAAAUAUGGCUUCUACACACACGUGUUCCGCCUGAAGAAGUGGAUACAGAAGGUCUUUGAUCAGUCUGGAAGUUAGCAGGCUGCUCACAUUCUAGGCUCCUCACUGUAAAAUUACAGAAACCAAUCCAGCAGAAUUAUUUUUGUGGUUUGUUCCUAAAACUAUAUAGUUCUCAAUAAAAGUGUC